This is a messenger RNA of Saccharomyces kudriavzevii IFO 1802, 1347 nucleotides long. It is a transcript of the gene EXG1, whose product is annotated as glucan 1,3-beta-glucosidase. Lineage: Eukaryota; Fungi; Ascomycota; Saccharomycetes; Saccharomycetales; Saccharomycetaceae. The transcript has a single exon. Gene Ontology annotation, molecular function: glucan exo-1,3-beta-glucosidase activity. Gene Ontology annotation, cellular component: extracellular region; cell surface. Gene Ontology annotation, biological process: glucan catabolic process. The record is from RefSeq and is a predicted model, not a curated record. The coding region runs from base 1 to 1347 and encodes 448 amino acids.
AUGCUUUCGCUUAAAACAUUGUUAUAUACAUUACUGACCGUCUCAUCGGUCAUCGCUAAUCCAGUCCCUGCAAGAGACCCUUCUUCUAUCCAAUUUGUUCAUGAAGAGAACAAGAAAAGAUACUACGACUAUGAUAAUGGUGCUCUUGGAGAGCCGAUCCGUGGUGUUAACAUCGGUGGUUGGUUGCUUCUUGAACCUUACAUUACUCCAUCUUUGUUCGAAGCGUUCCGCACCAACGAUAACAACGAUGAUGGCAUCCCCGUCGAUGAAUACCAUUACUGUCAAUAUCUAGGAAAGGACUUGGCUAAAAGUCGUUUACAAAGUCAUUGGUCUACUUUCUACCAAGAACAAGAUUUUGUUAACAUCGCUUCUCAAGGUUUCAACCUCGUGAGAAUCCCUAUUGGUUACUGGGCCUUCCAAACUUUGGACAAUGACCCUUACGUCAGCGGUUUACAGGAAGCUUACCUAGAUCAAGCUAUUGGAUGGGCUAGAAACAACAGUUUGAAAGUCUGGGUUGAUCUGCAUGGUGCUGCUGGCUCUCAAAAUGGGUUCGACAAUUCCGGUUUAAGAGACUCGUACGAGUUUUUGGAAGACAGCAACUUGGCUGUUACCACAAACGUCUUGAACUACAUAUUGAAGAAAUAUUCUGCUGAAGAAUACUUGGACACUGUUGUCGGUAUCGAAUUGAUUAAUGAACCAUUGGGCCCAGUUUUGGAUAUGGAUAAAAUGAAGAAUAACUAUUUGGCACCCGCUUAUGAAUAUUUGAGAAACAACAUCAAGAGUGACCAGGUCGUCAUCAUUCAUGAUGCCUUCCAGCCAUUCCAUUACUGGGAUGACUUCAUGACUGAAGACGAUGGAUACUGGGGUGUCACUAUCGACCAUCACCAUUAUCAAGUUUUCUCUUCUGCCGAAUUAGAAAGAUCUAUUGACGAACGUAUCAAAGUGGCUUGUGAAUGGGGUACCAAUAUCAUGAACGAAUCUCACUGGACUGUUUGUGGUGAAUUCGCCGCCGCCUUGACCGAUUGUACCAAAUGGUUGAACAGUGUUGGUUUCAGUGCUAGAUAUGAUGGCUCUUGGGUUAACGGUGACCAAACAUCCUCCUACAUCGGUUCCUGUGCUAACAACGACGAUAUAACUUCAUGGUCCGAUGAAAGAAAGGAAAACACAAGGCGUUUCGUAGAAGCUCAAUUAGAUGCCUUUGAAAUGAGAGGUGGUUGGAUUAUCUGGUGUUACAAGACAGAAUCCAGUUUGGAAUGGGAUGCCCAGAGAUUAAUGUACAAUGGUUUAUUCCCUCAACCAUUGACUGAUAGAAAGUAUCCAAACCAAUGUAGCACUAUCUCUAAUUAA